Messenger RNA from Gossypium raimondii (Peruvian cotton), 1987 nucleotides. Its product is annotated as disease resistance-like protein DSC1. NCBI's taxonomy places the organism in Eukaryota, Viridiplantae, Streptophyta, Magnoliopsida, Malvales, Malvaceae. The coding region runs from base 113 to 1531 and encodes 472 amino acids. The transcript is spliced from 4 exons. Gene Ontology annotation, molecular function: protein binding. The record is from RefSeq and is a predicted model, not a curated record.
AUUUAAAAAUCUUAAAGUUCUGUCUUUCAAUGGGCGCAAGGGACCAUCAUAUAAGUUACUACCAAAUUUGCCUUCUCUUGUCAAGGUAAUCCAAGGAAGAAGGACGAAUCCCAUGGCUCGGAUGUUGCCUUUGUUGUCAGGUUUGAGUUCAUUAAGAGAGUUGAAUCUAAGGGACUGCAAUCUUUGUGAAGGAGAUAUUCCACCUGAUAUUUCUGGUCUAUCCUGUUUGGAAGAACUUGAACUUAGCGGUAACAAUUUCAUCAGCAUACCUGCAUCUCUUACUCGACUCUCCAAGCUUAAAGAGCUUAUAUUGUCAAAUUGCAACAUGUGCACUCUUGGUGAAGCAGAUAUUCGUAGUGAUCUUUCUGGUCUAUACUCUUUGCUACGUCUUGAUCUUAGUGGUAAGAAUUUCAUCACCCUUCCUUUGGCUCUUACUCAACUUUCCAGGCUCAAAUUGCUUAAAUUGUCAGGUUGCAAGAUGCUUAAAUCAUUGCCUGAGCUACCAACAAGUAUAAGAUAUAUGAUAAUAGAUGAUUGUUCUUCACUUGAAGUAGUUGCAAGUCCAUCAAAAGUAUGCAAUUUAGCGGGUGGUGAUGAAAUUAGUGCCAUUAACUGCUUCAAAUUGGCUGAGAAAAUCAAUGCAUUAACACUGCUGAAAGAACAUAUUAAGGCGGUUCGAUAUCCAAGAGAUUGUUUUCAUAGUAGCAUCGUUGAUAUUAUGAUGCCCGGAAGUGAAAUCCCAGAAUGGUUUAGCCAACAAAAAAGUGACUCUUCAAUUAAGAUACCCCUACCUAUCAACCUUCGGAAAGAUAGUCAAUGGAUUGGAGUUGCUUGUUGCUGCAUUUUUGUCGAUAAUGGUGCUUCAAGGAAUAAGAUGCUUUACUGUGAUGGAUCUAUUUUUCGAGGUAGAAAUUGUCGACGAAUUUUUUGGAGCCUCGGGUGGGUAGGUCGAAGCUUUCACAAGCUCAUAAUGAAAGAUCACCUUUUUCUUCGUUAUUUUCUGCGUGAUGAAUUAUAUCCAAUUUCCUUGGAGGAUAAAUAUGGUGACUGUGAAACCAAUAAUUUAUGGACAGCAGAUUGCUUAGAUCAAACAGGCGAUAAGCUUCAGUUGUGUUUCAAUUCCAAAUUUGAACCAAAUGACCGUUGUGUUAAGGUGAAGAAGUGUGGUGUUAGAAUAGUGUAUGAGAAAGAUUUGGAAGAAAUGAAAGAGUUGCAGUGCCAUACCACUCAAUCUUCUCCAAAUUUUGAACACAUCCACCAACACUCUGCUCAAAACCAUGGAUCAGUAGGUAGCACUUCUCACAUGAAACGAAAAAUCAAGAGAGAAGCAUUAACUGUGAGUUUAGGUUCAUUUGUGAACUCUUUCUUGGAAUCUUCGUGGAGAGAACAUUUAUCAUCCCCCAAUUUCCACACCUACGAGCUUGAGGGCAAUGAGGUUGUUGUUUUGGGAGGUUCAAAGGUGAGGGGGAGCUGUUUGGGAUGGCGGUCGGUAAUGGAAGAUGAGAGUGAUGAAGCCCGGGUGUAUUGGUGAUGUUGGUGGUGAAGAUGGGAGCCUCGAGUGAUAGAGAGAGAAUGGUGAAAAGGCCCCUGGGUUAGCUCAGAGAUGAAAUUUGCUGCUAUUGUUGCCUCCAAACACAGAAUUGCUAACCUACCCGGCUUGAAUUUUGUAGAUUGAUUUUAUUAACAGAAAUCAGUGGAGCAUGUUGUGUGUGCUUGCAGUGCAACAAAAGGAAUUGGCAUUUUGUGCUGCGGAAGAUACCUGUAGGUGCUGAGGUAGGUGUACUGGUGCAGAAGGGUGGCCAUUGACUGGCUACCACCUGUCCCAAGAUAUUAGGAACACAUUAGGAUCUGUUUGUAAAGUUAAUAAAAAUUUGGGGACUUUUACUCAAAAUUUUAACUUUUGAAUUAUUACUUACAAUUAUUGUAGGCUCCACUUUGUGGACUCUUUCUUGGAUUCUUCAUGGAGACAACAUCUGUCAUCCCCCAA